Lodderomyces oxycetoniae is the source of this 3351-nucleotide messenger RNA. Its product is annotated as isoleucine--tRNA ligase. Bases 1 to 3351 code for a protein of 1116 amino acids. Gene Ontology annotation, molecular function: ATP binding; isoleucine-tRNA ligase activity; aminoacyl-tRNA deacylase activity. NCBI's taxonomy places the organism in Eukaryota, Fungi, Ascomycota, Pichiomycetes, Serinales, Debaryomycetaceae. The transcript has 3 exons. Gene Ontology annotation, cellular component: mitochondrion. Gene Ontology annotation, biological process: isoleucyl-tRNA aminoacylation; mitochondrial translation. The record is from RefSeq and is a predicted model, not a curated record.
AUGAUUGUGAGGUCUUUUGUUAAUGAUGCUGCUGCUGCUGCUACAAACACUAACCCUACUACGAAGCUUUACCACUGGGUCGCCCUUCCUAAAAUUCCUCAAAAUGAACAACGAGAUUGUUUAAUCCAAUCAACAAGUGAAAACCUUUAUAAAUGGCAGUUAAGUAGAGAUGACUCAACAACUACAGGAAAGUUUGUACUACACGACGGACCGCCCUAUGCUAAUGGAGACUUGCAUAUGGGACAUGCUUUGAACAAAAUAUGUAAAGAUAUAAUCAAUAGGUUCCAACUAAUUUAUAAAGGUAAAAAAGUUAAAUAUCAACCAGGAUGGGAUUGUCAUGGCUUGCCAAUUGAAUUGAAGGUAGAGGGCAAGUUGAAGGAUUCAGACCUUCAAGAACCAAUAAAUAUAAGAAAAGCAUGCAAAGAAUGGGCCCAACUACAAAUCGAGAACCAAAAGCACCAAUUUCGACAAUUGGCUAUAAUGACUGAUUUUGAUAAGCCAUAUACUACAAUGACUCAUGAGUAUGAGAUUAACCAGUUAAGAGUGUUUUGGAAACUAAUGCAGUUGAAUCUUUUGUCGCGGCAAUUGAAGCCUGUUUGGUGGGGGUGUGAGACUCAAACGGCAUUGGCUGAGGCGGAAUUGGAGUAUAACGAUAAUCAUAGUUCAGUGGCUAUAUUUGUCAAGUUCCCCUUGGUGAGUGAUGAAAUAAGAAACAAAUUCUUAGGUGAUGCUGUUGAUAAAAAGUUGAAGUUAUUGAUUUGGACUUCUACUCCUUGGACGAUACCUGCUAAUAAAGCAGUAUGCAUCAAUAAAGAAAUGACAUACACAUUGAUUGAAAAUGAUUACGAAGCUUUAAUCGUUGCAAAAGAUUUAGUUGACAACGUUUUGAAGAUGGCACCUGAGGGCGGAAAUUAUAAAGUGAUUCAAGUCAAUAUACCAGGUUCCGAAUUGGUGAAUCAAAAAUAUACUAACCCUGCUAAUGAAGAUAACGUUGAACGCUCUGUGCUACACGGAGAUCACGUUGUGAGCACUGCAGGUACAGGAUUAGUACAUAACGCACCUGCACACGGUCGUGAAGAUUAUUUAGUUGCCAAACAGAACAAUAUCCCUUUGGAAGAAUCAUUUGUUGACAAUAAAGGGCGAUUUGUAAGUGAUGGUGCGUUGCCUCCUGGCUUUGCAAGUUUAGCCUCACACAAAGUGAAUAACCCUAAAACGAAUAUGCUUUGUGUUGAUAUUAUGAAACUGCAUGGCAUGAUCUAUCAUGUAAACAAGAGUUUUAAGCAUUCGUAUCCUUACGAUUGGAGAUCACAAACUCCAGUUAUACAAAGAGCUACACCUCAAUGGUUUGUUAAUGUUGAGAGCAUCAAACCGUUUGCAUUGAAAGCUUUGGAAAACGUUGAUUUCAUACCCAACGUUGGAUUUAAUCGAUUGAACUCGUUCAUUGGAAAUAGAAAUGAAUGGUGUAUUUCGAGACAAAGAUGUUGGGGUGUCCCGCUACCGAUUGUUUACAAUAUCAAGACUAAUGAACCAUUAAUGGACUUAAAAGUGCAAAAGUAUAUAAUUGAUAAAAUCGAGGAGUAUGGAACAGACGAAUGGUUUGUCAAAGAAGAUGACAUAAGUCGAUGGAUUCCUGAACAUCUCAACGGAACACAUUAUUAUAAGGGACAAGACACUAUGGAUGUGUGGUUUGACUCGGGUACUUCUUGGACUACAUUGCAAAAUAGUUUGGAGGAGUGCAAUAAUUUGAAUAAACCAUUAGCUGAUGUGUAUCUUGAAGGCAGCGACCAACACCGAGGAUGGUUUCAGUCUUCUAUAUUGAAUAAAGUGAUUUUCUCGGGUAAUACAGAAGAUAGUGGCGAGACUACUACAUUUGAGUCUAUGGCUCCGUUCAAAACCGUUAUUACCCAUGGUUUCAUUACUGAUGGCAAGGGACAAAAGAUGUCUAAAUCUAGAGGCAAUAUAUUCACUCCUCUCCAAGCUAUUGAAGGUACAAAGAAGCCAUUCACACCACCUCUAGGCACGGAUGGGUUAAGAUUAUGGGUUGCAUCUUCUAAUUACAAGCAAGAUGUCAGUUUCAACCCCGAAAUUUUAACGCGGGUCUCUGAGAUGAGCAAGAAAUAUCGACUUACUUUUAAAUAUAUCUUGGGGAAUUUGCACAAUUACAAAGAAUCAAACCAAACAAGCUUAUCUUUAUUAGACAAGUAUAUCCUACACACCUUGUACGUUUUGCAAGAAACGUGCACUGAGAAUUAUGAGGCCUAUAAUUUCUCGCGAGUUGUUAGCUCGAUCAAUACCCAUGUCAAUUCCGUGCUUAGUGCAUUUUACUUUGAUGUUUGUAAAGAUUGUCUAUAUACUGCUAGCAUAGACUCACCUAGACGACAAGCUAUACAAUUUGUGUUGAAUGAAAUUUUGAAAUGUUAUAUAUUGGCCUUAGCGCCAAUACAGCCUUUAUUAGUACAAGAAGUGUGGAGCCAGUAUUCCAAGGAUAGUAGAAAUGAGGAUGUAUCUCCUUUCAAAGAGCCAAUUGGCAGGUUCCUACUACCCAAGCUGUAUAAAAAUCAAACGAUAGAAGAUCAAUUUUCGAGAUUUUUUAAAUUGAGAGAGUCGGUAUUUAAGCAAAUUGAAUUGAUGAAGGAAAACAAAUUAUUCAAGAACAAACUAGAAUUGGAAAUCGAGUUUUUAGUGAGGGACAAACAAUCUAACAUCUACCAAUUCUUGAAAAAUAACGAAACAUACCUUGAUGAUUUGUUCUUGGUAUCCAAGGGAUCACUUGUACAGGAUGGCAACUUGGAUGCAACCGCUAUGAUUGACGGUGAAGAAGUUGGAUUUUCCAUUAGAUUAUCCAACGAGUAUAAAUGUCCACGGUGCUGGAAAUUCAAUGCAGAGAAGAAGGACACACUAUGCAAAAAAUGUCACGACGUAAUAAACGGGUACCUCGACCGUAGAAAAGAUCUCAUUCAUCAAUAUAAUUCCCUGUUAAACUCAUUCAAGUCGGAACUCGAAUAUGAAGCGUAUGCCAAUCUUUUCUAUAUUUUGCAAAAACUAGAUGAAUACAAAUACCAAUAUGCCGUUGUUAAGUCAUAUUUGGAUAGUCAAACCCAGAAUUCAAACGUAUCAAUAAGUAUACAAGAAUCGUUGAAAGGAGUUGAAUUAAAGAUCAAAAUGCUAGAGAGUGAGAUUUAUCUUGAGGAUUUAAUUAUGAUCGAGCCAAAUUUAGCUAUCAUCAGAAAGAAUUUAUUAGAAAAUGCAAGUGAAGGUGGUAAGAUUUUAUACCAUUGGGAAAAACUGAAUCCAAAGGAACCAUGGAAGUUUUUAGAUGAGAGAAUAUUCGAUUUGAAAAAGAAUCAUUAG